Messenger RNA from Dendronephthya gigantea, 1362 nucleotides. RefSeq names its product replication factor C subunit 5-like. Lineage: Eukaryota; Metazoa; Cnidaria; Anthozoa; Malacalcyonacea; Nephtheidae. The record is from RefSeq and is a predicted model, not a curated record. Gene Ontology annotation, biological process: DNA-templated DNA replication; DNA repair. Gene Ontology annotation, cellular component: DNA replication factor C complex; nucleus. The transcript has 11 exons. Bases 18 to 1028 code for a protein of 336 amino acids. Gene Ontology annotation, molecular function: ATP binding; DNA clamp loader activity; DNA binding.
GGGAAAAUUCUUCCAAGAUGGUCGACAAAAAGGAGUCAGCAAAUUUGCCCUGGGUUGAGAAAUAUAGACCAAACAAUCUCAAUGAACUUAUCUCUCACAAAGAUAUUAUAAAAACAAUUCAAAAGUUCAUAGAAGAAGAUAGACUUCCACAUCUUCUGUUCUAUGGUCCUCCUGGUACUGGGAAAACAUCAACAAUUCUUGCAAUUGCCAAACAACUUUAUACAAAGAAAGAAUUUGGAUCUAUGGUUCUGGAGUUAAAUGCUUCAGAUGACAGAGGAAUAGGCAUUGUUAGAGGAUCCAUUCUCAGUUUUGCAAGCACAAGGACAAUUUUCAAGUCUGGAUUCAAGAUGGUUAUAUUGGAUGAAGCGGAUGAAAUGACAACUGAUGCUCAAAAUGCAUUGAGGAGAGUAAUGGAGAAAUUCACCGAAAACACAAGAUUUUGUCUCAUCUGUAACUACCUCAGCAAGAUUAUUCCAGCAUUACAAUCCCGAUGCACAAGAUUCAGAUUUGGUCCACUUGAUACAGAACAAAUGAGUUUGAGACUUGAUCAUGUCAUCCAAAAUGAAAGCAUCAACAUUGAUGCUGAUGGGAAGAAAAGUUUGGUAAGGCUAUCUGGUGGUGAUAUGAGAAAAGCUUUGAAUAUACUACAGAGUACUUCACUGGCAUUUGACAAAGUAAAUGAAGAGAAUAUCUACACAUGUACGGGCAAACCGCAGAGAAAUGAUGUGGCUAAUAUGGUCAACUGGUUGUUGAACGAAGAUUACAAAACAGCAUAUCAUAAUAUCAUGGAAUUAAAAACAAUGAAAGGCCUGGCCUUGGAUGACAUACUUGCCGAGGUUCAUACUUAUGUACAUAGAGUGGAGUUCCCAGCAAGUGUGAGAAUGCAUUUAUUGGAUAAAAUGGCAGAUAUUGAGCACAGACUGGCAUCAGGAACAUCGGAAAAAGUGCAGCUCGGGUCUUUACUGGCAGCUUUCCAAGUUGCAAGAGAUAUGGUCACAAAACAAAUGGACGAAGAAGAGAGUGGAUGAUAUACAACUGUGAAUUAAAUUCAGUUUCAAAGAACAUUUCAUUUCACAUUGUAUUAUGGAACUGAUAUGAGAGCCACUUUAAGCAAAAUGAAUCACCUGGUACCAGUCAUGGUGGUGGUCAACAAACAGCUGGCUUAGAAUCAUAGAGUAUAACUCAGUUACCUUAUGCUAGGAGCAAAAUGUGGUUUGUCAUAGACUCUCAAGCUCAUACCUAACAAUAUGGUGUCUACUAUUAGAAACAACCAACAUAUUACAUUAUACACUCUACAUCACUACAAAUUUAGAUAAAUAAAGAAAUCUCUCUGUUAAAAUGACAAGUUGUAUACAAGAAAGU